This is a messenger RNA of Emericellopsis cladophorae, 2181 nucleotides long. Its product is annotated as Target of rapamycin complex 2 subunit-like protein. The record is from RefSeq and is a predicted model, not a curated record. Gene Ontology annotation, biological process: TORC2 signaling. Gene Ontology annotation, cellular component: TORC2 complex. The transcript has a single exon. NCBI's taxonomy places the organism in Eukaryota, Fungi, Ascomycota, Sordariomycetes, Hypocreales, Bionectriaceae. The coding region runs from base 1 to 2181 and encodes 726 amino acids.
AUGGGCGGUAUGAAGAAUCAUGCUAGGAAACAUUCAGCGACGCCCGGCCUCUUCGAGCCGUCGCUGCCAUCAACCAGCACCUCGAAUCUGGGUCAUCUGGGAAUGAGCAUGUCGACGGCAGGAAAUAAUUCGGCGACGUCUGUGCUGUCCGCCAGUCAGAUUGCGGCGCAGGCCGCGGUCAUGUCACAUCAGCAUAGUCAGCAGCACGCGCGGCAACGUUCCUCAACCGUGCCCCAUCCCAACGACGGCGCUGAUGGGCCGAGACGAGGCAGUGGGAGUAAAGGACCCGUCAGUCCGCCCACGCUCAGCCUGACAGAGGCCAGCGCGCCACGAGAUGCCGCCUUCGGGACACAUCACUAUCAGCAAGGCAGACUAGCAUCCGGGAGUGCGCACUCCAGCGCCGCCACCGCUGCUGCGAAUGUGGUGUUCCCCCGGUCGGGACACAACUCGCCCAGCCCGGGUCUGGCUGCGUCGCAGAUGCCGCCUCCCCCGAUACCACCGCCUGCUUCGGAGAAACCUAGCAAGUCGGAAAAGGCGAGGGCAAAGUUAUUCUCGCGACCGAGCAAAAUCAGUACCAAGAGCGACACCAAGGAGAAGCCACUGCCGAGUCCAGGGAAAAUUGGAUCGGCCCUCUCGGCCCUGCAGCGUGGGAACUUUAGCACUACAAGCCUCGUCGAGCCGAACACCCAGGCCUUAUACAGCCAUAGCAACUCUUCUGCCGCCACCAUCCGACCAUCCGACGCGCUUCCAGAGGACAAGGGCAAGGAGAAGGAGAAGAAGCAUCACUUCUUAUCGCGGCAAAAACACAAGCUCAAGGAUGAGUUCCACUUGCCACUUUCUUCAGUCGCAAGCAACUCAGUCCCUACCGAUCCGAAUGCGCCUAAACCACUGUACAACUUCAACCUACCUCCGAGCCCCGGCGUCGGCUCAAGUAACUUCGUCAAAGCCAAGAAGGAGAAGAAACUCGCAGAGCGUUCCGAAAGUCGUCUAGGGCAUGGCGAUGAAGCAGCAGACUACUGGUCAGCCACGGGAAGUGUGCCGAACCUAUCGCAGCAGUCUACCAUGUACGACCCAAUAGAUCCGGGGAAAUUGGGCUUGCAAAAUCAGAUGACCUUAGACGACGCAUGGCCGUACCUCAAGGCCAAGUUGCUCGUCAUCUUCGAGGGCGAGGACUUGAGGCUGCCAGUGGAAGACUUCAACAGGGUCGUGCAAAUGCACAUUCAGUACUGCAUACAUCGCAGGUCCCCAAACAGCAUGCUUGAGGACUUGCGAGAUCUUCUCUCGGUGGGGUUUUCGUCGCUGGAUCGUACGUUGCGCAAGACCCCGGAAGAGCGGUUCAUACCAACUCUUGUGGAGUUGUGGCUCUUCACCUUCACGUCUAUAUUACCGUACAUGCAGUCCGUUUUUCUUCCACUCGAUCUUGAAGUGUCCGGUGGCGGUACGAUCAUGAACCGUGAUCAGGCUCGCGACUUCUGGGGAGGGGUCGUAGCGAGACCGUCGUCCGCGGAUGGACCAGCUCGCGUCGCGCCGGCCGCCACAGUUCUCGACGUGCGGCGCCUUGUCCUGAUUGCCUACCGGGACAGCAUCAUCUUGCCUCGCUAUGACAAACUCAGAACAAUUUUUUCUCGCUUGUCACUCGAAUUUCUCCCCUCAUCUUUCAACACAUCAUAUGGCUCCCCGCAGGACGCCAGUCUGUCAACGUCGCCCCCUGAAUCCUUCCUUUCGAUGGCGCGUCCGGGGACAGCAAUGUCUCUUGACCCGUCCAACGCCUCCUAUAACUCGAGUUCGACGACGCUAUUUGGCGAGAGCUCGGUGGGGUCUGCGGAUGGCCGCAGUCGAGCGAUCAGCAAUGUCUCCUUCGGCAGUCAUGGUAGCGAGGGUGGAAUGCGGCCCUUUACGCCAUCAGGGGUGCAGGUCCUGGGCAGCGUGAGAGAGCAAAACGUCGAGGACUCGAAGCAAGUUACGGAGAUGGUCGGGCGCAUGCUCCAGUGCAUGAGUGUCCUGGCGAGCUUGGGGGGUGUCGGCGGAGCAGAUGACGAGGGCAACAGGAAGGUGAUUGAGCUCUGUAAGAUGCUCAAACUGAAUUGGCUAGGCAGAGGAAGGACUGGGAGGAACAGGAUGGGCAUCGUGGGCGGCAGAGUCAAGCGCGAAGGGCCGCGGGAAGAAUUACGGGUCUCAUGA